Molecule: messenger RNA, 808 nt
Organism: Cydia fagiglandana
Lineage: Eukaryota; Metazoa; Arthropoda; Insecta; Lepidoptera; Tortricidae
Exons: 2
Coding region: 32-808 (258 amino acids)
Source: RefSeq, a predicted model, not a curated record
ACAAUAUGCGCAUAUCGAUUGUGUUUACAGUAUGACGACAAUGUCAGUACUCAACAAAAUAUUCUUGAUAAGCCUCUUUUGUUCACCGGGAACUUCUGUUCGAGACAGAGAGUCCUACCCAACCAUUCAAGACGUAGUCUCUUUCAAAACGCCCCAACAGACAACACACGGACCUGCAGAGAGCGACCUAACCAUAGACAUCGAAAAACUGGACAUCCGUAGACUGAAACAAGACGAUGCCGCAUUUCGCAAUCAUCUGAUGGGCGGUCUUGGAGGUGAUUUACUUCUACAAGACGAAAAAAUAACAAAGGAUACUAGACGCGUGCAAAAAUGGUUGAACUCAACAGAAACAUUUUCCGCAGCGUACAAAAUACAAUUCAGAACGAAAAUGGCGGAUAACAUGUUACAACUCAUUUACAUGGCUAGAUCGAAAAUAAAGAUCGUCGAAGUCCAUGGAUAUAUCAACAGGGAAACACCAGAGUACCGUGUAGGUGUGAUCAUAAAGAAAUUGGAUAACUUGUUAUAUAAGGCUUUGAGAUAUUAUACGGUCAUGGUAAUGAAGCAGAACGAAGGGGAAUUUGAAAAAGAGAGCAGUUCAGUUCUAAAUAUGCACCACAAGAUUAUUAUGGCGCACGAAGAUUUCAUGCACCUGUUCUUCGUACAAAUGCAUUUACAUGAGAGGUUUGAGCAGUUGAAUGAUCAUCCUAUUCACACUCCUAGUGAGAAAACUAAAACUACUACCCUAUCUUCCGCAGAAAAGUACGCGAAGAUGCAGAAAUAUGGCUACGAGAUGGUGCAAGAAAAUUAA